This is a messenger RNA of Diachasma alloeum, 1582 nucleotides long. Its product is annotated as phosducin-like protein. Lineage: Eukaryota; Metazoa; Arthropoda; Insecta; Hymenoptera; Braconidae. The transcript is spliced from 3 exons. The record is from RefSeq and is a predicted model, not a curated record. Gene Ontology annotation, biological process: regulation of G protein-coupled receptor signaling pathway. The coding region runs from base 203 to 1045 and encodes 280 amino acids.
UGUCAAGCUCAAGCCCACACUCCACAUGUGUGUUAUGUCAAAGUGUUUACAAGCAACACCGCUAACCAUUUCCACUUUAUACACUUUAUUCGGUUAAAUCAAUUAGAUCAAUUACUCUCCAUGUGACACAGAAAGCUACAUGACACUCGUGAAGCUGUGGAUGUAACUGAAAAUUAACACGUGAAAUAUUGUUGAUAGAGCAAUGGCAACAUUGGAGGACAAGAUUUUGGGGGAGAAAAAUGAGUAUUAUUGCAGUUCGAGUGAGGAAGAGGGUAAUGAGUCUGGGGAUUCUGAUAAAGAGGAGGAGGCUGUUUGUGCCAAGGAGGAACCCAGUCGGACUGUUGAGUUGGAUCAAUGGGAUGGUACCUCCAGUAAUACUGGACCUAAGGGGGUCAUUAGGGAUUGGCAAAGAUUCAAACAGCUUGAAGCUGAAAAACGCAAAGAGCAGGAGCGAGAGCGCGUGGAAUUGAUGAAAAAACUGACCCUCACCUGCAGAAGUACUUUAGACGACGAUAAAGAUAAACUCCAGGAGAAUGACCCCGAGCUAGCUGAGCUCCUAGAAGACGACUUCCUCCUGGAGUACCAACGACAGAGGAUGAAGGAAAUGCUAGCUCAAGCCACUAAGCUCCGAUUCGGAGAACUAAUAAACCUAGCGAAUGGCGACGACUUCCUGAAAGCAAUUGAUGAUGAGGACAAGGCCGUCACUGUUGUCGUUCAUAUCUACGAGAAAAAGGCACCUGGAUGUGAUGCCAUGAAUGGAUGCUUGAUUACCUUAGCUCAGGAAUAUUCUUACGUCAAAUUUUGUAAAAUUCUUGGUUCCGCAGCAGGCCUCAGUAAACACUUCAAAAAAUCCGGAGUUCCAGCCCUCCUGAUCUACAAAAAUGGUCAAGUAAUCGGCAAUUUUGUACGUGUGACUGAAAAUCUGGGGACUGAUUUCUACGCGUCAGACGUCGAAGGCUUUCUCCUCGAGCAUGGAAUUAUAAACGAUAAGAAUAACGUUCCCAAGAUCAUCGCCGGCUCCAACGAUAAUGACGACAGUGAUUAACUCGACAAUACUCGAACAUUUCGAUCUCAAGGGGUUACCUGAUUCAUUAUCCACGACAAAAUAUCAAAGGGAAAAUAUCCCCCAGAAAUAUUUUACCAGCAAAAUCUUCGAUAUUGAUUCUGCUGUGGGUAUUUCUUACAGAUUAGCUUUUGAAAGCUUAAAGUCUGAAGUGGUCCAUGUUCAAGCUCAAAAUUCACUGGAAUUUCACUGAAAUUUGAUUGAAAUCGAUUUAGAUGGAAAAAUUAUGAAAUUUGAGAUUUCAGUAAUAAUCCAAUGAAAAUUUAGUGUUGAGCAGCAGGAAGACGAGCAAUUGAUUAAAAAUUUAAGCAAUUCUACAAAUUGCUUACAUUUUGAAGCAAUCCAUGAGUAUUCAGUACCACAUUAUACUGAAUUUCCGAUCAAUUGAUAAUUCAAAAAUAUAUUUACCUGAAUCUUCCUGAUUUCUAUUAACUUUUAUUGUGUAACUGAGCGGAAAUUGACAGUUUUCAUUGAUUCUUCCAUAAAAUUCUAUAUUUUCAAUGACUAAAAUCGUUGAUA